AUGGCGGUACCCACACCUCCCAUCCCGCCUGUCUCGCCAGACUCGGGCCCUACCGACCCUACGCUUCCCAAGCUGCCCGCUGGCUGGAUAGCGCAGUGGGAUAACUCCACCGGCGUCUCGCAAUGGGAACUGCCCACGAGCGAAGCGCCCGUCGGCGGCUCCUCGUCCCACAGCACACCCGCGCAACAGACGAACCCAUACAACGUCCCCGGCACCUCAGGCCCCGAUGCAGACGACGGACAAAGAGGCAUGGGCGACGGCCCGACUGGCGACAGGGCAGGUGGAUUGGGUGGCUUUGCGAUGAACGCGCUCAUGGGCAACAAGCAGAGUAAUAGUGGACAUGGCGGCGGUGGCUCGGGAAACCUCGUCGGUCAGCUCGCUGGAUCGUUCCUCGGAGGUGGAAAACAACAUGGUGGUUCUUCUGGGGGUCACUCUGGUGGCGGUGGUGCGGGACAGCUUGUUGGACAGCUGGCUAGUGGCCUGCUAGGUGGUGGGAAGCAGCAUGGAAGUUCUGGAGGUCAACAUGGCGGCAGCGCUGGCCACGCAUCGAGCGGUGGUGGUGGUCUUGGAGGCAUGCUUGGAAGCGUCCUCGGUGGAGGAUCAUCGCACAACAAGCCCAAUAACGGCGACUACGGCUACUCCGGUGCCUCGUCAGGCGGCACCUACACCGGCACCGCCCCGCCAACGUCCUACAACCCCAGCGCUCAAGGCGGCCAAUACGGCGGCAGCGCUCCAAGCCAUGGCUACUCAUCUCCAGGUCCUGGACAACAAUACGGUCAGGGUCAAGCCCACGCAGGCUACGGCGGACAACACUCUCCGCCCCAGCAGCAACAGCACGGCCAACACGGCCAGCAUCAAAGCUACGGCUCGCAAGCUGGAUUCGGUGAACAGUCAGGAUACGGUGGGCCAGCACCAGGCUAUGGUCAAGGACCACCGGCAGGCGGCCCACCAGGCGGCUACGGACAACAAGGUAUGAACAAUGUCACCGCGAAAGGGGAAGACGUGAGAACUAACAUUCAUCUAGCUGGCUACGGAGGUCCGGCAUACGGCGCACCAACCGGUCCCUACGGCGGCGCCGCAAACUACGAUAACCACCAGCACAACCAGUACGGCGGUGCUCCCACGCACGCCAACCAAUAUGGCGGCGGUCAACAGUAUCCUCCUCCUCCUGGUGGCCAUCAGGUUGGGUACGGAGGCCCGCCGAGCCACCACACUCCUCAGCCGGGUUGGCAGUAA
Alternaria incomplexa is the source of this 1236-nucleotide messenger RNA. RefSeq lists its product as uncharacterized. The transcript is spliced from 4 exons. Lineage: Eukaryota; Fungi; Ascomycota; Dothideomycetes; Pleosporales; Pleosporaceae. Bases 1 to 1236 code for a protein of 411 amino acids. The record is from RefSeq and is a predicted model, not a curated record.